UCUGCCCUUAAACUUAUCCUGUUCCUCUCUCUCUCUCCUUCUCUCUCUUAACUUAUCAGUUUCUCUCUCUUUAUCCUCUAUCCAUAACUGUUAACACAGUGGCAAGUUCCACCUCUUCGUCUUCAUCUCCAUCUCCUCCUCUUCCACCAAACGCACCGUUUUGUCUUCUCCUCCGGCUCCGUUUACGACACCGUCGUCUCUCCGAUUGAUGACUACAACCCCAAUUUGGAAGCUCAAACGCAGAAGAAGACGCAGCGGAGAAGGCUAAAAAUUCCAUCACGCCUCUCUACCAACCGAACCGGAGACCCGAAAUUGGCUUUGUUAAUGGACGUUUUGGUGGGAUCCACCUCGGCGGCGACGGCUUCCUGUCUGUUUCUCAACCAAAACGGCGUCGUAGGAGGAGGGGGAAAAUCGGGGAUCGGAGCUUGCGGCGGCGGAGGAGGAGGAGGAGGGCCGCAGAAGGCUCGAUCGGAGCAGGCGGAGUCGUUUUCGAGCAGUUCUUCGUCCUCCAUCGGGGCUCCGGAUGACAGUGACGAAGAAAAUGCAUCCAAGCAAGGAUCCGGUGACGUCACUGACAGCGAGGAGGUUCAGAGCAAGUUUAACGGCCGCAGAGGAGGAUUGACUUCUCUGGGAUCAAUGGGUUCUCUAGAAGAUUCUCUUCCCAUCAAGAGGGGAUUAUCGAACUACUUCUCAGGAAAAUCGAAAUCGUUUGCGAGUUUAUCAGAUGUUGUGACCACCGCCACGACGGUGAAGGAGGUGGAGAAGAGGGAGAACCCAUUCAACAAGAGGAGAAGGGUUUUGAUCGCCUCAAAGUGGUCCAGAAAGUCGUCGUCGUCUUUUUACAACCACCCAAACCCAAAAUCCAUGCCAUUACUAGCCUCCUUAAAUGAAGAUGAAGAAGAACAAGAACCAGAAGAAACACAAGAAGACCCAUCAUCAGGCCAAUCUUCAUCAGAUGAGAAAGAACCACACAUGGUCAGAACCCCAAAAUUGCUUGACAGGGGAUUGAAGAGCUUCAAGUCCAGGAGUUGCUAUUGUCUCUCAGAUCUGCAAGAACAUGAACAAUAAGAAACCACACCACCCACUUUGGCAUGGGGCAGAUCCCUUUUUUUUUUUUUUUUUUUUUUUAAAUUUUCUCUGGUUGGUGGCAGGGUUUGUGUAAUUGGAAGCCCACUAUUAAAAAGAACAAAAUUAUAAAAUGUGUAUUUUUAGUAAUACGAUUCCCUUUGUUUUUUGUUUGGAGUUAUUA
Messenger RNA from Rosa rugosa (rugosa rose), 1249 nucleotides. Its product is annotated as protein OXIDATIVE STRESS 3 LIKE 4-like. The transcript has 2 exons. The coding region runs from base 325 to 1068 and encodes 247 amino acids. Lineage: Eukaryota; Viridiplantae; Streptophyta; Magnoliopsida; Rosales; Rosaceae. The record is from RefSeq and is a predicted model, not a curated record.